AUGGACAUGAAUGAUACCGCAGAUUUCAAAAUGUCACCAUAUUUCCAUCUGGAAGCUGGUUGCGAGGAUGAUUACAUGUCCAAAAAGUCUGGUGGCCAAUUUAGCAAUGCUUCAUCAUUAGCUAACACCCAUGGUACCCCCUACUUUGCGGAAGAUAUGAAUGUGCAUAGCAAUAACAACAAUCAAGAUGCCGCGCUCCUGACGGGUCAUUUUCAAAAAACCGACUUGAAGAAACCAACUGAUAUCUCGCUCAUACUGGGAGAUCAACAUUCGUUGGGUUAUUCCACUUUGAACUCGGUACACUCGAAUUUUCAUCAUCAUCAUCAUCAUCAAAAUCAGGUUGCGGGUUCAGCAACCAUGGUCCCAAUGGACACUGGGACGACAUCGCCAAAAGACGAAUUGAAGCAACGGAUACUAGACAAGGUACAACGAGACUACUAUGUGACAUGGGCAGUUGAAGACAAGUACACGAGUGCCUACAUUAGCCCAUUUACUCGUGAGAUUUUUCUUUCAGGAGACCUCAUCGAUUAUCAAGGUUCCAUCAGUCAGGAUAACCUGGUCUGGUACCAAAGCAAGGAAGUCGCACAAGAUGCGGCCGUUGCUAGAGCAUUAGACUGUUUUGACCUGCGAGAACGAUCCCGACGAUCGUAUGGAUUGAGAGUGAAGGAAGCUCCAUAUGAAAUGGACUGUGGUCCACCCUUGCCUGCCUUGGUGCCUGCACAAGCCCUACGCUUCGGACUGGUUCACAACAAGCCCUACAAUGUAAAUGCAUUGUCACCUGGCUCUUCGACGGAUCUAUCGUCCAAGAGUUCCGACAAUCAUCAUCAUAAUCAUCAAGAUACCAAACGAACAAUAAUAGCAGCAAACUCCAAAAUGAACAAGAAUCCCAUUUCGACUCUGGCGGAAUGUUAUCAGAACGGUGACUUUUUUGGACAACAACAUAGAGGCACAACUCUCACCAAGGCAAACUUUGUGACAUGGUCCGAUGGGCUAGACCACGUCCCCAGAUUUACAGGUGCCUUUGUCUGUCCCAUUUACGGUGAGAUUUUUCUUUCUGGCAAUUGGACCCAUCACGAAGACGACUGCCACGAAACCAAUGACGGACUGGUGUGGUACUCGUCCAAGAAGAAAGCCGAGGGAGCAGCUGCUGCUGUGGCACACGAUUGCUAUUCCCUUCGCUACCAACUGUCAACGGACACGGCGAUUGACGAAGUGCGAUUCUGCAUUGAAGAUCCAUAUGAAAAAAGUCCAAGAUCGGAGACUGACAUUGCUCGAUUGGUUCCUCCCGAGUAUUGGAUUGACAUUCAAAAGCUACAAGAGUCGUCUCGUUCUGGAUAUACGGUAGUUCUGUAG
Messenger RNA from Cylindrotheca closterium, 1353 nucleotides. NCBI's taxonomy places the organism in Eukaryota, Bacillariophyta, Bacillariophyceae, Bacillariales, Bacillariaceae. The record is from the annotation of a GenBank genome assembly.